GCGGCGGGGCUCCAUCCCCAUCCAGCGCAGCCCGGACGCGCUGGCCGUGGACGCGGCGGGCGCCGUCACCGGGGGCGGCACUCUGCCGCGCGUCAACAGGCUCAGCCCGAACCGCUACGCCGGGGUGGGGUCGCCCGGGCGGCGCGUCGCCAAGCGGAAGAGCCCCGGCGCCGCGAGCCCGGAGUGCGCUGGCGGUCUCAAGGCGCUGUCGGCGGAGUCCCUGCGCUCCGUGAGCCCCGGCAGCGACUCGGUGUUCUACAGCGAGGGGGUGUGCCACCACUGCGGGCGGGAGGUCGCCGAGGGCGGCGCGGAGGAGGAGCAUGACGGGGAGGCGGAGGGGCCCCCCAUCCAGCCGCCCGCGGACUUCGCCGACUCUCCCAACGGCCACGGCGCGAGCGGGGGCGGCGGCGGCGCAGGCGGCGGCGGCGGCCGGUCCGCGAGGGGCGGCAGCCGCGGGGUGCCGGGCAGGCUCUACAAGAAGGCGGACCAGCGCUUCCGCUCCGAGGAGCGCGCUCUGGACAGGCGGGCGCACCGGCUGCACGGCGAGGGGGCGCGCGCGCGCAGCGAGGAGCGGCUGCAGGGGGAGCGGGAGCGACGCACAAGGUUCAGGCAGCACGCCCGCUCCACGGACGCCAGCAUGGACGACCUGGAGCAGCGCGCCUCCGGCUCCUCGACCAGCGUGGCCAUGCGCAGCCCGGACGGCGGCGAGGGCUCCGGGUCCGAGCCGGACGACGAGGACGGCCACGUGUACGCCGACUCGUUCCGCACGCACCACUGGAUCUUCAUCGGCGACUCGGAGGAGGCCAGGGUGUGGCAGCCGCCCGACGAGCGCGACCGCGGCGAACACCACGGCCAGGGCGACGCCGGGGCCGCGGGGGCGGGCGAGGCGGGCGCGGGCGGCCGGCGCGGCUCCACCGAGUCCACCAACUCGGAGCGCGACUUCCGGAACCGCUUCACCUACAUCACGCACCGGAUGGUUCACCGCAAGGUGGCGGGCGAGAUGUACCGGCGCCGCCUCGCCUCGGAACCCAUCGAGUGCGACAAGACGGUCAACGUGCGGCGCGGCUCGGGCGAGUUUGGCCUGCGCGUCCACGGCGCCCGGCCCGUGGUCGUCGCCUCCGUGGAGCCCGAGUCACCCGCGCUCAGCUCGGGGCUGGAGGUUGGCGACAUCCUCAUCAGCGUCAACGGCGUCAACGUGCUGGAGGCCCCGCACUCGGAGGUCAUCCGCAUCGCGCACGCAGGUUCGGAGCAGCUGCAGCUGGAGGUGGCGCGCACCUGCCACGUGCUCACGCCGACGGUGCGUGAGCCUGGGGCGCGCUCGCCGCUCUUCUCCGGCCACCUGUGGCGGCUCGGCUCCGGGGACACGCGCUGGCUGCGGCGGUGGGUCUGUCUUCGCAAGGACAACUCGCUGUACUACUACAAGACUGACGCGGAGACCGACCCGCUGGGCGCGCUGCAGCUGGCGGGCUACGCGGCCUCGCGCUGCCCGGACGCCGGCCCUCCCGCCGGGGCCGGGGGUGCGAGUGCCACCCGCCCGCACUGCUUCCGCCUCAGCCGCCACCGCGGCCCCACCGUCACCUUCGCCGCGGACAACGAGGAGGCCGCCAUGCGGUGGCUCGCCGUGCUCGGCCACGCCAUCGAGAGGAACAACCACGCCGAACAGUGGCUGGAGGCCAGCCGCUACAACCUCCGCCUCGCGCCCUCCGCUGUACUGCAUCCGGACUGCAUCGGCUACCUGGAGUGGCUGGACAGGCGCUGGAGAUCCUGGAGGAGGCGCUACUGCGUGUUGAAGGACGCCUGCAUCUUCUACUACCGUAGUGGUGGCGCCGACUCAGCCCUAGGUAUGGCGUGCCUCCACGGCUAUCGGCUGCUGUCCACCACCAUCGCCGGCCGGAGACACGUGUUUGAAAUGAUCCCGCCACUCGUCCACCAGCGCCACUUCUUCUUUAGUACGGAAACGGAAAUGGAUAAAAAGCGGUGGAUGUCAGCCAUGGAGUACUCAAUCCUCCGGUGGGUAAAAGUGGCGUGAUGGGUUCGGUGAAGCCGUCACUGUUCUUCCCUCUUGUAAUCACGGAGCGAACACUUUGCCAAAAAUUGAAGAGAUGCUCCCCCAAUCAUCGUUUCUUCCAUUCUCCUUAUAUGUACAUUUGUUUUAACCCCCCACAACAUUUGUUUCUUAUUAGAAUGUCGACUGCUACUUUGACAAGAUUUUUCACUUUGUAGUAGAUUAAAAGGCAACUAACAAAUUGAUUCGCCAUAUCGACCGAGCGAGAGUCUGAUUUACAUUAAGCAUGGAUUCCUAUAUUGGGUGUAAAGCCUUUAGACUGUAAGCAAAUUCUUAUGACUUUUUUAAAAAGUUUGAGAAGUAUUGCAUCAUCCAUGGGUAUUGUAUUGAAAUCAGAUGCCAUUAUGCGUGAUGUGGGAUGCCAAACCCCUACUGGUAAUGGCAGAAACGCACCAAAUUUAUCAUCAAGUUUGAAUUUGUUUUCUACUGAAUCUUAUUUCAUUAGAUAGCCAUGACAUAAAAAUAAAUGUAAGAAUUAAAAAUAGGGGCCAAUAUUGCAUAUACCAAGCUUGGAAGGCUCCUCCUAGGAAAUUGUACCCUUCAAAACAAGGCAAGAUGCCAGUAUGCAUAUUCCAGGAAAUAAUGACUGCCUUCGUGAGGUGACCAAGAAACUUAGAACACACCUAACGGUAAUAAUAUUACAAUUCCAAAAGGCACUAAGAAGCUCCUAACUGAAACACAUUUCUCAUCUCAGAUAACUGUUCAUUUAUUUUUAAGACCCGUCCUAGCCCGUCCGAAGCAAAGUCAUGUAUGUGUGUAUGAAUUGAAGAAAAUAACAAAUGAUGGCCAAAAAUGUAGGCUUAGAAAAAGAGUUUUAAUGUCUAGAUUCAGUUGAUUAGAACAAAUUUUCUUACCCUAAAACUCAUUUUCAAAAUUCCUAAUAUGAGAACAGAAAUCAACAAAGUAUCUCAUUGCUGGGUCAUUAUGGUUUGUGUGUAUAGGAAGAGACCUGCUACAUAUAUUCUUAAUCUGUUUGUAGAAGUGAUCUUUGCCUUGAGACUAGUCAAAUUGAGUCUGCUGUGGUAAUCUACACAGUAAAACAAUAUCAAACAUCAAGCGUUAAAAUUAUACAGCUACAGUCAAAAUUUUGUAUGUUUUGUUUUAAACUCCAUUUAACUGAAUGUAAUGAUGAGUAAUUAAUGUUGUCACAUCUGUCUUAAUUUUUCUGUGACAAUAUAAGUGAAUUUAAAAUUACCAGUUGAGAAAAUAUGUAUUUAUAGUAUUUAUAGAAUAAGGUUGUCUCUCACAUGAGGUGCUGCAUGGUCACGCUGGUCUCGUGAUUAAUAUAAGCCUGGCUUGAUUUAGCUAUACUGAUUCUGUAUGGCGGUUACUUAUCAUGUACAUAUUCAUUUUCUGAUGGUUUCUCUCCCAAUUCAAUACCAAUGGAGGCCUUAUAUCAAUGAAUUGAAAAUUAUUUUGUGUCCACUCUCCAUAUAUGUGGCUACAACAUUUGUGUUCUUAAAAACAUCAUUAAGCCCUCACUGUUCGUCAUUAAAAUAGAAUACAGCAAACUUUAUUAAUAUCUUUUUAAAUUAAAAGCGUUACUGUGAAAUGGAAAAUGUCAAACAUCUUAUUGUUUUAAUGGUAUUUUACUGUGCACUCAGGCAUAUUGAGAGCAGAGAUGAAUAUAAACAUAUUAUAAUUUUAAAUUUGAAUCAUACACAACUUCUUCUGUAAAUAAAUGUUGUUCAUGUUUAAAAUAUUUAUUUACUUUUUGUUAAUGUGUAAGAAGUGAAUAUUAGAUCUUAUACAAACCAACAGAACUGUAGGAAUGCACCUAAAACUGUAACAAGAACUGCCAUAUUUACUUUACUUUGACUGCCUUAAAUAUUUUCGGUCUUGAUGAUUCGAUUUGUGCUCAAUAUUUUAUCAUCUUUGAGAGGACAAUUAGUCACAGCCUUCAAAAGGCAAAGGAUCACUCAUUCAGAGACUGAAUUUUGUUCUUCUAUGUUUACAGUGUGUCAGCUCAAAUAUUCAAGCUAUAACCGUUCUGUUCAGAUAUACAAGGUUACACUACCACCCCUUUGUAACAAAUCAGAUAAAUUAAUAAACGUUACGACAGAAAUACACCUA
Messenger RNA from Frankliniella occidentalis (western flower thrips), 4138 nucleotides. RefSeq lists its product as uncharacterized. The coding region runs from base 638 to 2029 and encodes 463 amino acids. The record is from RefSeq and is a predicted model, not a curated record. Gene Ontology annotation, molecular function: protein binding. NCBI's taxonomy places the organism in Eukaryota, Metazoa, Arthropoda, Insecta, Thysanoptera, Thripidae. The transcript has 9 exons.